Messenger RNA from Arabidopsis arenosa, 1941 nucleotides. Lineage: Eukaryota; Viridiplantae; Streptophyta; Magnoliopsida; Brassicales; Brassicaceae. The record is from the annotation of a GenBank genome assembly.
AAAACCAUUCUCUCUCUCUCUUCAAACUUCAUCACUCUUUACGGAAAAUUUCUUAUUUCCACCACCUGGGCCGUCUCUAUAUCCGUCUACUUCUCAACUUUUGUGCCAAAACGUCAUUUCUUCUGAGGGAAUAAACACAAAACAUUUUCCCGGAAAAUCAUGGAGAUUUCCACUGCUCUAAUGAUUCUUUCAGCCAUCACGGCGUAUUUCUUAUGGCUCACAUUCAUAUCUCGUUGUCUUAAAGGUCCACGUGUUUGGCCCAUAUUGGGUAGUCUCCCUGGUCUAAUCGAGAACUGCGAGCGAAUGCACGACUGGAUCUCCGACAACCUCCGUGCUUGCUCCGGUACGUACCAGACAUGCAUCUGCGCCAUUCCGUUUCUAGCUAAGAAACAAGGUCUCGUGACUGUCACUUGCGAUCCAAGAAACCUCGAGCAUAUUCUCAAGAAUCGCUUUGAUAAUUACCCUAAAGGUCCGACGUGGCAAGCCGUUUUCCAUGAUCUUCUUGGUCAAGGGAUCUUUAAUUCCGACGGCGACACGUGGCUUUUUCAGCGUAAAACCGCCGCUUUGGAGUUCACCACAAGGACACUCCGUCAAGCCAUGGCUCGUUGGGUUAAUAGAGCGAUCAAGCUCAGGUUUUUACCUAUUCUUGAAACGGCUCGGCUCGGCUCUGAGCCGAUUGAUCUUCAAGAUUUGCUUCUUCGGCUUACGUUUGAUAAUAUCUGCGGCUUGACAUUCGGGAAAGACCCGCGGACUUGUGCACCGGGUCUUCCGGUGAACACAUUCGCGGUGGCUUUCGAUCGAGCCACCGAGGCUUCGCUACAAAGGUUUAUAAUGCCGGAGAUAUUAUGGAAGUUCAAGAGAUGGCUCCGGCUCGGCUUAGAAGUCAGCUUGACAAGAAGCUUGGUCCAGGUAGAUAAUUAUUUGUCUGAGAUUAUUACGACACGUAAGCAAGAAAUGAUGACUCAGCAUAACGAUGGGAAACACCACGACGAUCUCUUAUCGCGGUUCAUCAAGAAGAAGGAAUCUUACUCCGACGAGACUCUCCAGCGCGUGGCGCUCAACUUCAUCCUAGCUGGACGUGACACGUCAUCAGUCGCGCUGAGCUGGUUCUUCUGGUUGAUUACGCAGAACCCGACUAUAGAGGAUAAAAUCCUCCGUGAGAUCUGCGCCGUUCUGAUCGAGACACGUGGCGAUGACGUGGCGUUAUGGACGGAUGAGCCGCUUUCGUGUGAAGAGCUUGAUCGAUUGGUUUAUCUAAAAGCGGCGUUAUCGGAGACUCUGAGGCUUUAUCCUUCGGUGCCGGAGGAUUCUAAACGCGCCGUGAAAGACGAUGUGUUGCCGGACGGGACAUUUGUGCCGGCGGGAUCUUCGGUUACUUAUUCAAUUUACUCUGCGGGGAGGAUGAAAUCGACUUGGGGAGAGGAUUGCUUAGAAUUCAAACCGGAGAGAUGGAUCUCGCAAUCGGACGGUGGGAGAUUCAUCAAUCAUGAUCCGUUUAAAUUCGUGGCGUUCAAUGCUGGCCCUAGGAUCUGUCUGGGUAAGGAUCUGGCUUAUCUACAAAUGAAAUCAAUUGCGGCGGCGGUUUUGCUCCGCCACCGAUUGACGGUGGUGACGGGGCAUAAGGUGGAGCAGAAGAUGUCGUUAACUCUAUUCAUGAAGUACGGUCUUUUGGUUAACGUCCACCAACGUGAUUUAACGGCGAUCGCGGCGGAUUUACGAGUGAAGACAGAGUGUAAAUCUAACGUCGUCAAUGACGGGGUUGGUAACGGCGUUUCAAGGUAGGUAGGGGUAGGUGAACCAAUCGCAUCUAUCAUUUACUGUCUAAUAGAGAGUGGCACUCGCCUUUUGGCGCGUGUUAAAUACGCGGUUAUUUGGCCAACACAGCAAGCACGCCCAGUUGUCGUUGAAUGGUUGGCUGCAUAAUCAAUAGAGGUAAUUUUG